This is a messenger RNA of Brassica napus (rape), 393 nucleotides long. RefSeq lists its product as uncharacterized. Bases 1 to 393 code for a protein of 130 amino acids. The record is from RefSeq and is a predicted model, not a curated record. NCBI's taxonomy places the organism in Eukaryota, Viridiplantae, Streptophyta, Magnoliopsida, Brassicales, Brassicaceae. The transcript has a single exon.
AUGAGAGAUCCUAAAGAGUUAUGGAAGUCUCGGAAAGAUCGUUUUGAUCAUCAGAAAGACAUAACACUUCCACUUGCUCGGGAUGAAUGGCAGAGUCUGAGAUUCCAAGAUUUCAACAAAGUGAUGAAUUACAACUCGGCUGUGUUAGGAAUUGUGGCCAAAUUAAGAUACUGUGGUGAAACGAUCACCGAAUCUCAAAUGAUUGAGAAGACAUACACCACAUUCCACCAGAGCCACAUCACCCUACAACAACAGUACAGGUUGCGGGGAUAUACCAAAUUUUCAGAAUUGAUUGUGGCGUUUCUCAUAGCAGAAAAGAACAACGAGCUUCUGAUCAAGAAUCACAUACUCGUCCAACUGGUUCUAAACCGUUUCCUGAAGCAAACGCAUUAG